GGCUCUAGGCAGCGGCCCUCCGGGGCUCCCCAUUGGCGCCGCGCUCCAGGGACUGGAGUGUGGCGGCCCGGCCUCCGCAGGCUGCCCCAGGUGAAGGUGCUCCCGGGCUCCGGUGGCCGUCUAGGGACCUCAUCCCGGGCCGGAGUCCGGACUCUUGCUCCCCGAUCCAGCGCUCGUUCCUGUCCCGGGGACGCCGCCGGAUCUUCUCCCGAGUCCUUUUUCUCCGGCUUGUUUGCUUUCCCCUGCUUUCCCCGGUUCCCACCUCCCUAUCCCGCGUUCGCCUCCUCUGCUCCCGCGGCCCCGGGGAGCCUGCCGUCCCUAGCAUCCCACCUGCCACCUCCCUGCUUCUGCUGCUCUUUAACCUUACAUCCCCUGGCCAUCAGGGCCCUAUCAUAACGUCUCGCCAGGCUUCUCCCAAACUCGUCUUUCUCCCCCUUUUGCCAGCUGCUAACUGCUGAAUUCCAGCCAACCCUUGACGCCUUGACAUUUGACCCUGACUAGAUUCCGGGACCUCUCAGUUCCCACUCCCGCAGCCUAGACGGCAGGCACCCGGGUCUUGCCUUACCUUCGCACCUCUCUUUCUGAGGCUACUGCUGCCCUACCCGCCAGUGCCAUGGACUUCCUGAUGAGUGGUCUGGCAGCCUGUGGGGCCUGUGUGUUCACCAAUCCCCUGGAGGUGGUGAAGACCAGGAUGCAGCUCCAAGGAGAACUGCAGGCCCCCGGCACCUACAAGCGGCACUACCGAAACGUCUUCCACGCCUUCUUCACCAUUGGCAAGGUGGACGGGCUGGCUGCGCUGCAGAAAGGCCUGGCCCCUGCCCUCCUGUACCAGUUCCUGAUGAAUGGCAUCCGACUGGGCACCUACGGGCUGGCGGAGGCUAGGGGCUACCUGCACACGGCGGAAGGCGCACUCAGUCCUCCGCGCAGCGCAGCAGCUGGGGCCCUGGCUGGGGUCAUGGGCGCCUAUCUGGGGAGUCCCAUCUACAUGGUGAAGACGCAUCUGCAAGCACAGGCAGCCUCUGAAAUCGCUGUGGGUCACCAGUACAAGCACCAGGGCAUGUUUCAGGCACUAACGGAGAUUGGCCAGAAACAUGGCCUGGUGGGGUUGUGGCGUGGGGCCCUGGGCGGCCUGCCCCGAGUUGUCGUCGGCUCUUCCACCCAGCUGUGCACCUUCUCAUCCACCAAGGACCUCAUGAGCCAGUGGGAGAUCUUUCCUCCCCAGAGUUGGAAGGUGGCUCUGGCAGCUGCCAUGGUGAGUGGCAUCGCAGUGGUCCUGGCCAUGACACCCUUCGACGUGGCCUGCACGAGGCUCUACAACCAGCCCACAGAUGCCCACGGCAAGGGCCUCAUGUACCGGGGGAUCCUGGACGCUCUGCUGCAGACAGCUCAGACAGAGGGCAUUUUUGGCAUGUACAAGGGUAUAGGUGCCUCCUACUUCCGCCUUGGCCCCCACACCAUCCUCUCCCUCUUCUUCUGGGACCAGCUGCGCUCCCUCUACCACACGUACGCUAAGUGACAGCCCUCUCCCACACUCCACCAAGCGGCACUCCUUGGACACUUCUGCUUCCACGCCUGUGACCAGGUGACCUUUCAUCUGUCCGCAGGGGGACAGCCAGCCCCGCUCCCCGUCUGUUCUCUCAGGGUUCAAUCACCACUACUCCUAGGGACAGCCCCCACCUUGUUGCUUCACACCUUCCCUCCCCGUCCCCCUGAACACUUGACACCCCCGUCUCAGGGCCGAACGGUCACUCCAAAGUGCGUCUCUUCCUUUCCACUGCCAGCCUUGGGUUCCUCCUGCUCCUCUGCUCAGCUUUAAACUCCCCCCUCCAAGACCAAAGGGAAUUGGGGGGACCCAGGUGUCCUGUUCACUUCAAAACCACAGAGAUUAUAUUGGUUAUAAAGCAAGUUUAUUUCUGCAGAGAGGAGGUGUCUUGUGUUCACACACAGGGAAGGAAGAGGAGGAAACCCAGAUAUUCAGCCUCGUUUCCUAUGCCUCCCAGAACGGGGUCCCCAGGUCCUCAGCAGCCUCACACAGUGCCCCCAACAUCGUUACUGCGGCCCAAAGAUGUUGGGAUCGUGAAGGUUCAGGCUGGUCACCAGCUGUUCAAAGUCACCCAGGCUCCAGGGUGGAGGUGACAGAUUUCCAGGGCCAAGAGAUGACCUAUUGUCAGGGCUUGGGGGGAGGGGACAGACAGGGAACAUCAUCUGAGCCUGAGGCGUGCAAGUUCCCACUUCCAACUCCCUGGAAGAUCCGGGGAGCUGUGACCCCCCCCCCAAUCCUCUCCUUGGAGGGCCCUGGCAGCAAAUCUCCCUGCUCUGCACCACCCAGCUUAAUUCUCCUGGGGACCCAAUCACGAGGCACCCGCCCUUUGCUUCCUCCUUACGGGGGCUGAUUGAAGGUGAGCAGGAGGUCAGUCUGGUACUGGGGCAGCCGCAGCAAGGCCUGGUGCACCGUCACAUUCUUUGCUACCUGAGCGGAUGGGAGACAGACUGCUUACCUGGAUGUCUAGGGCCACCCCGCUCACCCUUCCAGGACACGGCACACUCCCCGGUCCUCACCUGCUGGUUUUCCUUAGCCACCUGCUGCUUGCCUGAGAGCACCCAGGCUUCUGGACAGUAGGUGCGCAGGGCCAGGCUCUCCGAACUGAGGGUCUGCACAGAGUCUACUUGCUGGGCCCUAGCCCCCUGUACCCCGCCAACGUCCUCAAAGUGGUACCUGGGGCGGGGCAGCAGGGUCAGGGAGGGGCAUCUCCCACUGCCCUCACCUCACCGCCCCCCCAUCACCAGCACGGCGUGGGAGAGGUGCACGCGCGCGCAAACACGCACACACACCACCACCACCCCCCCAAGUCCUGGGCUUUGCUCACUUCCGGCGACUUGGUCUUGCCCUGUGGCCCAGAAUAACCGUCCAGCCAAGGCCCCGCCCACUUCCUCGGUUCCGGCCUCCUCAUUGGCCAGCCGCGGGCCCCUUUCUCACCGCGCAGCCGCUUCGCCGCGCACGUGGGCCUGGAGCUCGAGAAGUUCCACGAUCAGGCUCUGGUCGGUCACGGGAUGGCAGAAGACUUCUUGAUUGUCCGGGACCGGUCGGAGGUCGCUAGAGAGGAGCGAGGCAGACCCUGUAGUUUAUCCCAGCUUCUUCCCGCCACCCGCCAGGUCAGCCUCCUUGGGCCCCUGGGCCUUCUCACCUCACAUCAAUGGCCCCUGGGGGGAGGAUGGCGGAAAAGGCGCCCCCGAACAGUGGAUAGUCCCUCGUGGGCUCCAUGGGCCUGUGGCUAGGGAAAGGGCAUUAGAGAGGCUGAAAAAGAACCCAUAUGGGCCCACGUGGCAUCAAGCCCCCGGCUUUCCCGGCCGUCACGGCCACUCCCGGUCUCGUUCAGGGCUCGGACCCUUUAAGACUUGGCCCCGCCCAGCGGCCGCGCUGGCCAAUGGGCGCCCGCGCCUUGGGGGCGGAGCCCAGAGUGCGGCUCCCAGAAUCCACGGUCCUCGCAGGGCGCGGGGCGGAACGGCGGGUCUGGUUUGGGGCUGGAAUCUGGGCUUGGGACUAGCCUGGUAUUUUUUAAAGGGGUCGCCCCUUCCGGAAAGGUCGCCCGAGACCCUCCCUCGGGGCGGUUGCGCUGAUGUAACCGACCCGCUUCCGGGGCGGGGGGCUUGAGUUCGCCCCUGGAUGGCGGACGGGCUGCCAAUCAGAGCGCCAAUUCCCGCAUCCGCUGAUGGGAAUAAUAGGUGCAGGUGUGCGUCCCAGUUAAGAUGUAGGUCUCACGCCUUCCUGAAAGCGAUACCCAAUCCAGAGAUUACAGAUCUAAUCCUCCUCAAAUCUUCACCUUGGGAACACGCAGGAGGUGGGGGCGAGGGGAGAGGUAGCAAGCCAGCCCCCUCCGCCCCCACACACCUGGGCGGAAGCGCGGGUUAAGCUGUCUGUUGUUUUUCUUACAGAUUUUUCGAGGGUUUAAAAUCAACUUGAUCAUCCCAGUUAAUGCCCCCAUUCAUGUUUGAUCCCCAGCACCUGGCCCAGUGUUUGGAGCAUAACAGGCUUAUUGUUGACUGAAUAAACCCUUUACAGCCAGUGGCUGGAACCCAGGAGGCCACUCGUGCCCUCAGGGGUCCUGGAUGUCGCCGACUUCCCAGGGCUGGGCAGGACUCACUGGGAGGGGGAGGGGGCUGCCAGAGCUUUGCACUCUUAAUUAGUGUAAUGGGGACAAGACACGGAUAAGGGGGCUUCAAAAGUUCUUGAGAAAUGGAAUUUAAAAAUUGUUUGCAAAACAGUUUUGAGAUCCAUGCAUGUUUUUUUUUCAUAAUACACAUGUUGCAUGAACUUUUUGAAGACCCCUUUCCUAUAUGGAUUUUGAAAAAAAAAUUUUUUUUGCACCUAAAUAAACGUCUUUUAACUGCAUUUUCCAUGAACUUUUGGGAAGUUCAGGCAGUUAGGACGCGGCUCCCGCCUCACUGAGGAUGUUCAUGGAAGAGUGGACUGCCUUUCAAGUCUUAAAGGUUGAGCCGGCGCCGUGGCUCAAUAGGCUAAUCCUCCACCUUGCGGCGCCGGCACACCGGGUUCUAGUCCCGGUUGGGGCGCCGGAUUCUGUCCCGGUUGCCCCUCUUCCAGGCCAGCUCUCUGCUAUGGCCAGGGAGUGCAGUGGAGGAUGGCCCAGGUGCUUGGGCCCUGCACCCCAUGGGAGACCAGGAAAAGCACCUGGAUCCUGGCUCCUGCCAUCGGAUCAGCGCGGUGCGCCGGCUGCAGCGGCGGCCAUUGGAGGGUGAACCAACGGCAAAGGAAGACCUUUCCCUCUCUGUCUCUCUCUCACUGUCCACUCUGCCUGUCAAAAAUAAAAAAAAUAAAAAAAAUAAAAAAAAAAAAGAAA
Molecule: messenger RNA, 4856 nt
Organism: Oryctolagus cuniculus (rabbit)
Lineage: Eukaryota; Metazoa; Chordata; Mammalia; Lagomorpha; Leporidae
Gene: SLC25A35
Product: solute carrier family 25 member 35
Source: RefSeq, a predicted model, not a curated record